GCUCGGAACGCUUCGGAGGUGGCGCCCGGGGCCGGAGGUGCGGAGCGCCGUCCUUUCCCCGCGGCUUCCGAAGAGCGGCGGCGGCAUGACUUCGGCGGCGGUGGAGAUUUUGGGGCUGGGACUGGGCAUCCUGGGCUGGGUGGGCGUGAUCCUGGCCUGCGGGCUGCCCAUGUGGCAGGUGUCAGCCUUCAUCGACGUGAACAUCGUGGUGGCGCAGACCAUCUGGGAAGGGCUGUGGAUGAACUGCGUGGUGCAGAGCACGGGGCAGAUGCAGUGCAAGGUGUACGAUUCCAUCCUGGCGCUGCGGCCCGAGGUGCAGGCGGGCCGGGCGCUCACGGUCAUCGUGGCGCUGCUGGGGCUGGUGGCGCUCAUGGUGACCGUGGUGGGCGCGCAGUGCACCAACUGCAUCCGGCCCGGCAAGAUGAAGUCCCGCAUCGUGAUCGCCGGAGGCACCAUCUACAUCCUCUGCGGGGUCCUGGUCCUCGUCCCGCUCUGCUGGUUCGCCAACAUCGUCAUCAGCGACUUCUACGACCCCUCCGUGCCGCCGUCCCAGAAGCGGGAGAUGGGGGCCGCGCUGUACAUCGGCUGGGCGGCCACGGCCCUGCUGCUGUUCGGGGGCUGCCUCAUCUGCUGCUGCUCCUGCUCGCAGCGCGACGAGACCUCCUUCCCCGUCAAGUACUCGGCGCCGCGGCGGCCCACUUCCAACGGCGAGUACGACAAGAAGAACUACGUGUGAGCGGGGCCG
Molecule: messenger RNA, 745 nt
Organism: Meleagris gallopavo (turkey)
Lineage: Eukaryota; Metazoa; Chordata; Aves; Galliformes; Phasianidae
Gene: CLDN5
Product: claudin 5
Cellular component (GO): membrane; bicellular tight junction
Molecular function (GO): structural molecule activity
Source: RefSeq, a predicted model, not a curated record